Messenger RNA from Arabidopsis arenosa, 2597 nucleotides. The record is from the annotation of a GenBank genome assembly. NCBI's taxonomy places the organism in Eukaryota, Viridiplantae, Streptophyta, Magnoliopsida, Brassicales, Brassicaceae.
CGUCUCCAAAGCUUGUUAUUACAUGUUUUGAUGGGAGUUGGAACGACUGGAUCUCUCUGGACCCGAGUUGGGUUGACUUGACCCGGUUUGCAGACCUCCGAAGUUACCUCUCUAGAGAUUGCGUGUGUGUCUGAAUUUGCUAUUCUGUGUACUGUUUUGUCGGCAAUAUGAAUACUGGUGGUCGGCUCAUCGCUGGUUCUCACAACAGGAAUGAGUUCGUCUUAAUUAAUGCAGACGAGAGUGCCAGAAUAAGAUCAGUGGAAGAACUAAGUGGGCAAACAUGUCAAAUCUACCUUGCUAUGAGUAUGAGAGACGAGAAGGAAACCAAUCUUGUCCUCAGUGCAAAACUCGUUACAAGCGUAUCAAAGGAAGUCCAAGGGUUGAAGGAGAUGAGGAGGAUGAUGGAAUUGAUGAUCUUGAUUUUGAGUUUGAUUUUAGUAGGAGUGGCCUUGAAUCUGAAACUUUCUCUCGCCGCAACUCGGAGUUUGAUUUGGCCUCUGCUCCACCUGGCUCACAGAUCCCUUUACUGACUUAUGGAGAGGAGGACGUUGAGAUUUCUUCUGAUAGUCAUGCUCUCAUUGUUUCUCCAUCACCUGGUCAUAUCCAUAGGGUUCAUCAACCUCAUUUUGCUGACCCCGCCGCACAUCCAAGACCAAUGGUACCUCAGAAAGACCUUGCGGUUUAUGGAUAUGGAAGUGUUGCGUGGAAGGAUCGUAUGGAAGAGUGGAAGAGAAAGCAGAAUGAAAAAUAUCAGGUGGUUAAACACGAUGGAGAUUCUAGUCUUGGCGAUGGAGAUGAUGCUGAAAUUCCCAUGAUGGAUGAGGGAAGGCAGCCUCUGUCUAGGAAAGUACCAAUAAAGUCGAGCAAAAUAAAUCCGUACAGAAUGCUAAUCAUUCUCCGUCUUGUGAUUCUCGGUCUCUUUUUCCAUUACCGUAUUCUUCACCCCGUCAAUGAUGCUUACGCCUUGUGGCUAAUAUCCGUCAUAUGCGAAAUAUGGUUUGCGGUUUCAUGGGUUCUUGAUCAGUUCCCUAAAUGGUAUCCUAUAGAAAGAGAAACAUGCUUGGACCGGCUGUCAUUGAGGUACGAGAAAGAAGGGAAACCAUCUGAACUAGCCGGUGUGGAUGUUUUUGUGAGUACAGUGGACCCCUUGAAAGAGCCUCCACUUAUUACAGCAAACACUGUUCUGUCUAUUCUUGCGGUUGAUUAUCCGGUAGACAGGGUUGCUUGUUAUGUGUCUGAUGAUGGUGCUGCUAUGCUCACUUUUGAAGCCCUUUCAGAAACAGCAGAAUUUGCAAGAAAAUGGGUUCCUUUCUGUAAAAAAUACAGUAUCGAGCCACGAGCUCCCGAAUGGUAUUUUUGCCACAAGAUGGAUUAUUUAAAGAAUAAAGUUCACCCUGCAUUUGUUAGGGAACGCCGAGCUAUGAAGAGAGAUUAUGAAGAAUUCAAGGUUAAGAUCAAUGCUUUAGUUGCGACUGCACAGAAAGUGCCUGAAGAAGGUUGGACUAUGCAAGACGGUACUCCUUGGCCUGGUAAUAACGUGCGAGAUCAUCCUGGCAUGAUCCAGGUCUUCCUUGGAAAUAACGGUGUCCGCGAUGUAGAAAACAACGAGUUGCCUCGGCUGGUUUAUGUUUCUCGUGAGAAGAGACCCGGAUUCGACCAUCACAAGAAGGCUGGAGCCAUGAACUCCCUGAUACGAGUCUCUGGAGUUCUAUCAAAUGCUCCUUAUCUUCUAAAUGUUGAUUGUGAUCACUACAUCAAUAAUAGCAAAGCUCUUAGAGAAGCAAUAUACUCUAAUCGUAAUGUUGUAUUCUUCGAUAUUAAUAUGAAAGGUUUGGAUGGAUUACAAGGGCCUAUAUAUGUUGGAACCGGAAAGAAUCGUAAGACAAAGACAACGGAUAAGAAAAAGAAGAACAGGGAAGCCUCAAAGCAGAUACAUGCGCUAGAAAAUAUCGAAGAGGGCACCAAAGGCACUAAUAAUGAGGUGAAAUCACCAGAGGCUGCACAACUGAAGUUGGAGAAGAAGUUUGGACAGUCUCCUGUUUUUGUUGCGUCUGCUGGUAUGGAGAAUGGUGGGCUUGCUAGGAAUGCGAGUCCAGCUUCUCUGCUUAGAGAAGCCAUCCAAGUCAUUAGUUGUGGAUAUGAAGAUAAAACCGAAUGGGGAAAAGAGAUUGGGUGGAUCUACGGUUCUGUCACUGAGGAUAUCCUUACGGGUGGAUUGAAAUGGCUCGAGAGAUUGUCUUACAUCAACUCUGUGGUUUAUCCAUGGACCUCUAUUCCACUCCUCGUUUACUGUUCUCUCCCUGCUAUCUGUCUUCUCACUGGAAAAUUCAUCGUCCCUGAGAUUAGCAACUAUGCAAGUAUCCUCUUCAUGGCACUUUUCGGGUCGAUUGCUGUAACGGGAAUUCUCGAGAUGCAAUGGGGUAAAGUAGGCGGUCCUAUCCUCGAGAUAUGUGGUUUGGACUGCCUUUGAUUGAUCUCGAGUUGAUAUGAUGAUGAUACAUAACAAAUUUUCCACAGAGGUAAGUAAAGAGGAAAGAGUCACACAUUUGUUUGUUUACUGUGUUAAUUAUUGUUGGGAACAAAAGAUCCUUGUUAGA